Molecule: messenger RNA, 2027 nt
Organism: Diospyros lotus (date-plum)
Lineage: Eukaryota; Viridiplantae; Streptophyta; Magnoliopsida; Ericales; Ebenaceae
Exons: 5
Coding region: 165-1748 (527 amino acids)
Source: RefSeq, a predicted model, not a curated record
UCAAUCUGUUCGCAACAAGAGAUGAAUGACAUUGGUGAAUCAUUCUUGAUGCUAGCUGUGUUGGAGAUGUUGUCCUUUAGAGUCUUGGUGGUAUUCCCUUAUCAAAAACAAUAACAAUCACAAGCCUUAAUCCUAUUUAGUUUUGAGUCUCAAGAACAAAAACCAUGGAGGAACACUCUCAAAGUGAGACAACUAUGUCCAGCCAGUUCAAGAAAAAACUUAAAGAAACUGAGCUUGCUUCUAAGAGUAAAAACAAGCUGGGCAAUGCAAGGAAAGAAACAACAAAUGAAGAAUAUGGAAACACUGGAAUCCAAGAAGGGGAGAAUGUGGAAACUGAAAAGCAAGAAAAAAAACAGAAAGAAAAAGUUCCUAUGGAAGAAGAUCAGAAGAAUGAAACACAAGCACUAGAGGAAUAUGAUGAUGAAGGAAGUGAAAUGGAAGAAGAGGAAGAAGACAUUGAAGAAGACGAAGGGGAGGAAGGGGGAUUAGAGGAGGCAAAGGUAGAAGAAAGCGAAGAGAAGGCAAUUGAACAAGCAAAGAAUAAAGAGCAAGUAGAAAGAAACUCUGAGAAGCAAUCCAAGAUAUCUAGGAUGAAGAAGGUUGCAGGGAGGGGUUCUAAGACAGGACCCACUAAUUUGGAAGAAAAGCCUGGACCAUUGAGCAAGAAAAAGGUGUCAAAGAAGGCUGCGAGUAUGGGGAUGAUUUUCAUGUGCAGUUCGAAGACGAAAAAGGAUUGUUUUCAGUACAGGGUUUUUGGGCUGCCUGCAGGCAAGAAAGAUAUGGUACAAAAAGUUUAUAAAGGGAUGAGGCUUUUUUUAUUUGAUGUUGAUUUGAGACUGAUGUAUGGGAUCUAUAAAGCUGCCACGCCUGGAGGUUACAAUAUAGAACCCAAGGCUUUCAAGUCUGCAUUUCCAUCUCAGGUUCGGUUUUCUGUUUUGGAGGAUUGCUUGCCCUUACCAGAGGAGAAGUUCAAAACCAUUAUCAAAGAUAACUACUUCACGAGAUCCAAGUUUGAUUGCCAAUUGACCUCAGAACAGGUGAAGAAAUUGUGUAAGCUGUUUGUUUCUGCUGGCAAAGUCUCCAAGUCUAAAAAUCCAGGUCGAACAAGAGACAAACCCAAACAGCGGAUACGAGAUGAAAAGAAACGUGCUCGUUUUGGUGCAGACUACCCAUUGCGUGGUCAUCAGGAUCAGGUUAUGUAUGAAAGGGAGGUUUUUGCACCUAAAACAGCACCUUCGCGCCAUCUGCCACCUCCUGCUCCAUUACAUGCUUCUCAUGCAAGGCCCAGGGAAAUGGAAGCAUACGGACGUGAUGCGGUAAUUGAGCAUCGUCGUCGGCCUUUGCAUUUGGGAUCAAGACAUCUGGAUGAGGUCGAAGAACAUCGUCCUCGAAUUUUGGAUUUGGGACCAAGGCAUCUGGAUGAGGUCGAUGAGCAUCGUGGUCGACUUUUGGAUUUAGGACCAAGGCAUCCAGAUGAGGUAGUUGAGAUUCGUCGGCGGCUUUUGGAUUUUGGACCGAGGCAUCAGGAUGAAUUCCGGAGCUAUGAUCCCUAUGUCUCUUACGGGGACCGCCCUCCUUCAUACCUUGAUGAUCCAAUGUAUUCUGCCCGCCGACCAGAAUACAGUUCUCAUCCUCGUGUGGGAUUGCAUGGAGAGUACCCUCGUAUUUCUGGGUCGCUGCCUGAGGACCGUUAUCCUGAAGGACCGUCAUCUGAAUACGCUUCUCGUCGGUCCUUGUAUCGAUACUGAGCAACUGAAGGUAGACCAAAAAAAUCUAUCAUGUAGAAGUGUAGUAGUUCCUUUGUUGUUCGCUUCUGCAGCUUAGCCUUGUGUCCAGCGAGACUUUCCUCUUAGGAAGGAGAUCGGUUUGUCUUUUCUUUAGAUUCAUGCAAGCAUUUGGACUGGAUAUGGACACUAUAAAAUCAUCUGGAAAUUUGUCUUUUAAGAUAUUUUCUGAAUAGACGGGUUUGCUCUGCACCUGGAACUCUUUGCAACUUUGGUUUAUAUAACAAAAAAGCUUUUUAGCAA